AUGUCUGAUCCCGGACGCAAGGAUUUCACAACUACUGGUAAUAGUGUUCGACUGACCACCGCGUUGUACACAACAGAGGCCAAGGAGGAGAUGACUCCCGACUCUUCCAAGUCAACCCAGGAGAAAAUGAAAGAGACCGUAACCGACGCAAAAGAUCGCCUUAGUCGAGGACUUCAACCUGAUGACCAGAAGGACACUGGCCAGGAAGUCUUCGACAAGGCUCAACGUACCUCCGAUAACCAACAAGGAGGUGCUACUCAGACCAUGGGUGAUAAGGUGAAGGGCGCUCUAGGAAUGGACAAAUGA
This is a messenger RNA of Histoplasma mississippiense, 306 nucleotides long. RefSeq lists its product as hypothetical. The record is from RefSeq and is a predicted model, not a curated record. The coding region runs from base 1 to 306 and encodes 101 amino acids. The transcript has 4 exons. NCBI's taxonomy places the organism in Eukaryota, Fungi, Ascomycota, Eurotiomycetes, Onygenales, Ajellomycetaceae.